AAUUUUACAUUGCAGAGCGGCAAAACUACAAUAUCAAAUUAUUUGGCCGAUUCGAAUGACAUAAGCAUCCAAGAAUAUCGUCCUACUCAAGGAGUACGUAUCGUUGAGUUCGAAAGUAAUGAAUUAGAGCUAAAUGGAGAACGUAUAGAUGCUGAAGUUGAACUUUGGGACUGCAGUGGCGAUCAACGAUUUGAAAAAUGUUGGCCUGCCAUUAAGCGAGAUUCGAAGGGUGUUAUACUUGUUUGCAGACUUGGUAAAGAUGCCGGACAAUCUCUCAUACCUUGGUACUCUGAAUUUGUUGAGCGCUGCACAAUGAAUCCGAUGCAUGUUAUCGUCUUUCUUCAUCGACCUACUGAAAAAAGUAAUGAAAAUACGAUUUCAGCGUUUCGUUUACCUCUUUCAAUGAGUGGUCUUUCUGUUGUUCCAUGGAAUAUUGACCAAGAUGGCGAACAUCUGCGGCUUGAAUUCAACAGCUUUCUUUGUAAAGUAAUUUCUGAUAUGAAAUUUACUAAUGCCACUUGA
This is a messenger RNA of Dracunculus medinensis (Guinea worm), 522 nucleotides long. Lineage: Eukaryota; Metazoa; Nematoda; Chromadorea; Rhabditida; Dracunculidae. The record is from the annotation of a GenBank genome assembly.